Molecule: messenger RNA, 2530 nt
Organism: Malurus melanocephalus (red-backed fairy wren)
Lineage: Eukaryota; Metazoa; Chordata; Aves; Passeriformes; Maluridae
Product: ras GTPase-activating protein 4-like
Exons: 20
Coding region: 41-2455 (804 amino acids)
Biological process (GO): intracellular signal transduction; regulation of GTPase activity
Source: RefSeq, a predicted model, not a curated record
UCGCCUCGGCUCCCUCCGCUCCGCUGCUCGCCACACAGACAUGGCCCGGCGCAGCGCCCUCUCCAUCCGCAUCGUGGAGGGUCGGAACCUGCCCGCCAAGGACAUCACSGGGAGCAGUGACCCGUACUGCAUCGUGAAGAUCGACGAUGAGGCCAUCAUCAGGACUGCCACGGUGUGGAAGACGCUGUCCCCGUUCUGGGGGGAGGAAUACGAGGUGCAGCUCCAGCCYGGGUUCCACAGCAUCUCCAUCUACGUCAUGGAUGAGGAUGCGCUCAGCCGUGAUGAYGUUAUUGGGAAGGUCUGCAUCACCCGGGCCAUGCUGGCAGAGCACCCCAAGGGAUACAAUGGCUGGGUGAGCCUCAGUGAGGUGGACCCCGAUGAGGAGGUGCAGGGGGAGAUCCACCUGCGCGUGGARGUCCUGGGCAGCCAGGGCGGCCGGCGGCUGCGCUGCUCCGUGCUGGAGGCCAGGGAUUUGGCCAGGAAGGACCGGAACGGUGCCUCUGACCCCUUUGUCCGCCUGCGCUACAACGGGAAGACACAGGAGAGCACCGUGGUCAAGAAAUCCUGUUACCCACGCUGGAAUGAGACCUUCGAGUUCGAGCUGGCCGAGCCUGCCGGGGAGAAGCUCUGUGUGGAGGUGUGGGACUGGGACCUCGUCGGCAGGAACGACUUCCUGGGCAAGGUGGUGUUCAGCGUGCAGGGGCUGGAAGCGGCCGGGCAGGAGGAGGGGUGGUUCAGGCUGUGGCCGGACAAGUGCAAGCCCAUAGAGGAUGAGCGCCGAGGCAGCCUGGGCUCGCUGCAGCUGCAGGUGAGGCUGCGGGAUGAGACGGUGCUGCCCUCACACUGCUACCAGCCCCUGGUGCAGCUCCUGUGCCACGAGGUGAAGUCGGGGCGCCAGGAUGGCCAAGUGCACCUGGUCACCCUCCUGGACGAAACCACCACGGCCGAGUGCCGGCAGGAGGUCGCUGUCAACUUGGUCAAACUCUUCCUGGGCCARGGGAUGGUCAAGGAGUUCUUGGACCUGCUCUUCGAGCUGGAGCUGGCCAAGCCUUGUGAACCAAACACUUUGUUCCGGAGCAACUCCCUGGCCUCGAAGUCGAUGGAGUCCUUCCUCAAGGUGACAGGGAUGCCAUACCUGCACUCUGUCCUGGGACCCAUCAUCGCCCGCGUGUUUGAGGAGAAGAAAUACGUGGAGCUGGACCCAGGCAAGGUGGAGAUCAAAGAUGUCGGGUGCUCGGGGCUGCACCGGGUGCAGACGGAGGGCGAGGUGAUCGAGCAGGGCCGCCAGCACCUCCAGUCCUACCUGGGCGAGCUCCUGGACGCCAUCGUGGGCUCGGCCCCGGCGUGUCCCCCCGUCAUCCGCGCCGCCUUCCGCCRGCUCUUCCAGCGCGUCGGGGAGCGCUUCCCGCAGCACCAGCACGCCAAAUUUGUGGCUGUCACCGGCUUCCUGUGCCUGCGCUUCUUCUCGCCGGCCGUCAUGACCCCCAAGCUGUUCCAGCUGCGSGACGCGCACGCAGAUGCCCGGACCAGCCGCACGCUGCUGCUGCUGGCCAAGGCCAUCCAGCUGGUCGGGAACAUGGAGCCGGCGGCCGGGCGCCCCAAGGAAACGUGGCUGUCGCCGCUGCUGCCCGCCCUGCAGCAGGGCAGCGCCCGCAUGAAGGACUUCAUCACCCGCCUGGUGGGCACGGAGGAGGASAGCGGCGAGCAGGAGGGCGAGGGGCGACCGCUGGGGCCACCCCCGGCCGUGGUGAAGGAGGGGCUGCUCCUUGUGCACAAGACGCGGGGCAAGGGGCCGCUGCUCGCCGCUGCUGCCGGCAAGAAACUCCACUUUUCCCUCACCGGGGAGUCCCUCAGCUUCGGCAAGAGCCCCAGCGCGGAGCGCAUCGGUGCCAUCGCUCUGGGUGACAUCCUGGCGGCCGAGAAGGUGGAGGAGAAAAGCUUCGGGAACUCGCACGUCAUGCAGGUGGUCUACAUGGACACGGGCGGGCAGCAGGAGACAGCCUACCUGCAGUGCAAGUGCGUCAACGAGCUGAACCAGUGGCUGUCCGCCCUGCGCAAGGUGUGCGGCAACAACCCCCGUGUGCUCCGCUCMUACCACCCCGGCGUCUUCCGCGGCGACAAGUGGAGCUGCUGCCACCAGCGGGACAGGACAGGACUGGGAUGUGACCGGACCCGGCACGGCGUCACCCUGCAGGACUGGAGUGACCCCCUGGACCCCACGGUGGAGGCUCAGCGCCUCUUCCACCACCUCCAGAGCCUCCGGGGGACCCUCAGGGAAAAGUACUGGGAGCUGCAGGAGYCUGAGGAUGCCCAGAACGGCCCCCGGGGUGAAGACGCCCCCCUGCCCGAGGGGCUGAGCCGGCUCUUCGGGGUGCUGGGGGACCUGGAGAGUUGUCACCGCCAGGCACAGCCCUCGGACCCCCCGACCCCGGCCCUGCUGCAGCUGCAGACGUGAGAGGCCCCUUGUCCCCCCGCGGGGUUUGGGUUCUCCCGUCUCGGGGACCACGUCGGUGACAAUAAAGGCACUUUG